AUGAAGAAGAAUUCAAAAGAAGCAGAAAUUGUUCGAGAAGUUGUUAAUUCUGGGAGACUAGCACCCGAUGAGCUCGUCAACAAGCUGGUGCUGAAGAAGAUUCGAAGUAUGGACAAGUAUAUUCUCGACGGAUAUCCUAGAAGGAUUGAGCAGGCCGAGAUGCUAGGGGACGAUGUCGACCUUGUGAUAUUUAUUGAUGUUGACGAGGAUGUAUCUGUUCGUCGGAUCUGUGGACGAAAUCAGGGAAGGGAUGAUGAUGUUGAGGAGGUUGCAAGAAAAAGGCAUGAAGUGUAUCUUGGGGAAACAGCACCUGUUGUUGAGCUUUAUCGGAAGCAGGGGAAGCUCCUUACGGUCAACGGCCAUGACAGCCCUGAGACAGUGUUUUCCGAGAUAUGCAGGUCUAUUGAAUGA
Molecule: messenger RNA, 411 nt
Organism: Encephalitozoon romaleae SJ-2008
Lineage: Eukaryota; Fungi; Microsporidia; Unikaryonidae
Product: putative adenylate kinase
Exons: 2
Coding region: 1-411 (136 amino acids)
Biological process (GO): nucleobase-containing compound metabolic process
Cellular component (GO): cytoplasm
Molecular function (GO): ATP binding; AMP kinase activity
Source: RefSeq, a predicted model, not a curated record